AGCCGGGUCCAGCCCUCGUGUCUGCGUGCUAGUGAUUUAUCGACAGUAAUUACCGAGGCACUUAAUGCCUAGUUUGGAUGGGAAUUAAUUCGAGGCCGGAUAAAUAAUGCAUUAGGGUUUAUUUAGCCCCAUGUGAAGCGUCGCUCCUGAGCCAGAGCUGGCAGUGGAGGGAAGCGGCAUUUGAGCAGCGGGCGCGGCGAUGCGCGGGGCGGCGGCGGGGGCCGGGCGCUGAAGCUGGCGGCCGCGGCGAGCCCAGCCAGGAGCAUGCUGAGCCCCAAGAUCAGGCAGGCCAGGAGAGCCCGGUCAAAGAGUUUGGUAAUGGGUGAACAGAUUGGGCCUCCCUCCAGACCUUCUUCUCCAAACCCUCAAGAACAUGUGUUGAAGUGUGGCUGGCUGAAGAAACAAAGGAGCAUUAUGAAGAACUGGCAGCAGCGGUGGUUUGUGUUGCGUGGGGACCAGCUUUUCUAUUAUAAGGAUGAAGAGGAAACUAAACCUCAGGGCUUGAUACUACUGCAAGGCAAUCAGGUGAAUGAGCUGCCACCUAAUCCUGAUGAACCAGGGAAACAUCUCUUUGAAAUUGCCCCAGGUGGUGCAGGGGACCGGGAAAAGAUGCCUGUCAAUCAUGAGGCUUUCCUGCUCAUGGCUAAUUCCCAGAAUGAAAUGGAAGAUUGGGUGAAAGCCAUCCGACGGGUUAUAUGGGCUCCAUUUGGUGGAGGUAUUGCAAAUAGCUCACAUGCACAUAAAUUAAAACAUUUGCCUCAAGGGAUCUUUGGACAGCGAUUGGAGGACACUGUACAGUAUGAGAAGAAGUAUGGCCAGCGCUUGGCCCCACUGCUUGUGGAACAGUGUGUGGAUUUUAUUCGGGAGAGAGGUCUUACAGAGGAGGGGCUCUUUCGGAUGCCUGGCCAAGCCAACCUUGUCAAAGAUCUGCAGGAUUCUUUUGACUGUGGAGAGAAGCCCCUUUUUGACAGCAACACUGAUGUUCACACUGUGGCGUCCCUCCUGAAGCUUUACCUUCGAGAGCUGCCAGAGCCUGUCAUCCCCUUUGCCAAAUAUGAAGACUUUCUUUCUUGUGGACAGCUACUCUCAAAAGAUGAGGGAGAGGGUACCCAGGAACUGGUUAAACAGGUGAAGAAUUUGCCCCAAGCCAACUACAACCUCCUCAAAUACAUAUGCAAGUUCCUUGAUGAAGUUCAGGCUCACUCCAGCAUUAACAAGAUGAGUGUGCAGAACCUGGCUACUGUAUUUGGACCAAAUAUAUUACGGCCCAAAAUGGAAGAUCCGGUGACCAUGAUGGAAGGUACCUCACUAGUUCAGCACCUGAUGACAGUGCUGAUAAGCGAACAGGGUCGAAUCUUUGCUGUUCCUCAGGCUGAUGUGCCAGGGAGCCAGCUGGAAAUCAGACCUGUGCGCCAGCGCAGUACUGUGGAGUGGAUCUCCGAGGAGGAUGGGGAUGACAGCAGGUCAGAAAACAACUUUCCCAGUCCCGCUGAUUCGCCUUCUAGCAAUGCUGUGGCACUAGAGACCACUCCUGGACCUGCGGUGAAAAACACUCCCUCAGAGCACAGUGGCAAAUCGGCUCAGCCUGCCACCAGCCCCAGCAAAAGAGUGCAGACACUGCCUCCAUGGAAAUACUCCUUCCGCCAGCAGGGAGCACGGUCUGUGAGUCCAAAGCUGGGCAGCUCAUCCUUAGAUAUCCCCAACCUCUCCUCCAGUGGGAACUGGUUGAUGAAUGGACUGUACUCCCUUCGAGGCCACCGCCGGACAGCCUCUGGGGAACGAGUUAAAGACUCGUGUUCUUCCCAGAGACUUUCUACUUAUGACAAUGUCCCUUCAUCCAGCCUCUCCCUUAGCACACACAGUAUGGCCAGCACCACGUGGUCCACAUCAUCAUGUGAAAUCUCUGUGAUGGACUCGGUCAGCAGCUGCGCAGCCUGCCGGGCCAGUGACUCUUCUGCUUUAAGCUCUCUCAAAACCGAGUGGAUAACUCAGGACUCACUGUCUCAAAGUGAGGUCAAGACUGCAGAUCUGGAGAACAGCUCUGACAGGUUUCAGGCAUGCAGCAGCAGCAGCGAACAGAGCAACCCGGCUGCAGCUUCCAGAGACUCUGUCCAAUGCUCUAGGGCAUUACAGAGCUUGGUGGUGGAGCUAAAGACAGAGCUGAGCAAACAGAGGACUGAGUAUGAAACUAGUAUCAAAAGAAUUGAAGAAACAAGUGCAGACCUGAGGAAACAAGUAGUUAGGUUAGAAGAAGAACUGGACCAAGAACGAAAGAAAUACACGAUGCUGGAGAUAAAGCUGAGGAAUUCUGAACGUGCUCGUGAAGAUGCUGAGAAGAGAAAUCACCUCCUGCAGAAGGAAAUGGAAGAGUUUUUUUCCACAUUAGGAUGUUUAACUGUUGGGAGUCAAAGUGCUAGAGGCGCUAAGUAGAACAAGCUGAUGGACAGCACAGAAAAUUCUAUGUCUGGCAAAACCAGUGAAAAUGCACAUUUUGUUCUGGUAUACUCAUGUAUUAUGAGUAAUUCUUACAGUGAUUGUGCUCUCAGUGACACUUGCUCCAUUGUCUUUACAUGUGCUGUAGUAUUUGGGUCAGCUGGAAAGACUGCUAAACAUAACGCUUGAAAGUUUAGAUGCCAGACUGCCAAGGAAGAGUGGGCACCCUUUUUAUCUCCAAAUCAAAAGAUGCUGUUCUCCAUACCUGUACUGCUGCCAUCCUCUGACUUACUGCACCUUUUACUGGCUCAAGGACAGUGGAAAGUCCUGCAAGGUGGGAGGGGUGGCCAGAAUCGAGGGACAGGCUGAGCCUGGAGCUGCAGGCCUCCUCCACUUGUGCUUGGGAAGAUGGCAGUCCCAGUGUGUCACCACAUUCAGUGUGUUUACCACACGGAUUUAAUGAGUUUUCUUCCUAUUCCCCACAUACAUAAAGUUUGUUCAGAUUUCUCACUCCUUCAAAGUAGCAUUAUUUUAUGAAGAUAAUGUGAAAACAAAGUCUACAAAGGAGCUGAAGAUACCAAAAUCUGGUAAUCUACUAAAAUUAUUCCUUACCCAGCAACCAGGUCCAGUGUUUCACAAAAAUGCAACUAGUUAAACGGUAUGUAUGUGGUUAAUAAUCAGAUUGGCCACACAAACUCCAUGGAACUUUAAAUAUGCACAUUUUGCCCUAGGUAUCCUGGGGGUUUUGAGCCAAAAAUAGAGCAGUAUCAGCUGCAAGAAAAUCUCAUGAUUGAUACGUACUGAUCAGACAUAAAGGUAGGAGAAGAUUCUUGUCAUUGAAAUGCUUCCAAUUGCUGAGGGUUUUUUAUCUAUACAACUUCCAUAGCAAAACCUAUGGUAAGAGAAAUUAGUGCAAUUGAGCAGGGGAGGUAAACAGGGAAGGGUGAGGAUCUAUCUUUAACCUUCCCAGGAAAAUUUACACUUACCUGCUUUGUAACAUUUUUAUUACACCAGUUGGUAUUCUUGUUGUUAGUUCACAAGGAGAUGAGGGGACAGGAGGAGUGCAACAAACCACCCAGCAGCCCAAGUUCAUCACUUCUACUGCAGAAAAAUCAUUAGAAUGGAGUUGCAAUUUCUGGUAACUAGGGGCCAGGGCUGACCUUCCCCUCAAGGGACUGCUUUGGGAAGUUCUGCCUAACAUUUGUAGUGCCCUCAGCCACGUGGAACCUGCGCACAGAAAAUUGUUCCACCAGAUUCAGCUUGAAUGCUGCUUGCCAGGCAAUGCUCACAGCACUGUUUCUUCUUCCUUGGCAUCUAUCUUUGACAGCUGAAGCAGCUUGGGAGGCUCAGAGGAAAAAGAUUUUUAAUGGAAAAAUGCCACAACUACAUGAACUGGCUGAAGGGAAAAUAUAGAUUGGAGAGAAGGCGCUUGCUUUAUUGAAGUAUUUUCAAAAACUUACCUGAAUCUGUAUUUUCUUAUUAGAGCAGACUAUAACUCAUAGUCUGGAAGUAACCUUAGAAUGGGCUUUUUUACCUGUCAGCAGAUAGCACACCUUUCAGUAUUGACUUUUUCCUCAUCUCACAGAUAUCCAGGUCUUUCAGUAUUUAAACAUCUAGAAGUUAACUUGUUUCUACCUCACUGUAACACUUCUCUGUCUUACAGAAGUGUAAUCCAUUUAAAGUGAGCAAACCUAAACAUUUUAACCUAAUCUUUCCUGGUUAAGACAAGUCAAGGAAGGUGAUAAAGUAAGCUGUAGGGAUAGGUUAAUUCAGAUAUUUCACAUUUUCCCUUCUUCCCAGAACAUCCGGUUGUGCUGGAUUCCUUACAGCCCCAGGCGUGAGGCAGCCUGGGUGGGUACCGGGGUGCUCCGCCGAGGCAGCCCUGCCACCUGCAGGCAGUAGCAUCACCCUCACCUCUUUUCUACACCACCCCUCUGCCUUGUAUUAUUACUGAUAGUCACAACUGAUCCUGCAAGGAACAUGAUGGCUUGUUUAAAACAGCAGCAUUAAGAUGCACAAUGUGAGAAGCCACUGUUGUAACCAUGAUUCCGAGCUGGAACAGCACAGUGGGUUAGGUAGCAUUAAGUCAUGGCAAAAUAAACCUUAAUAUUAGAGAGUAGCCUGAACUGGGUUGUAAGUAAUUCUCUACAAUUAGAACAUCAGUAAAAAGAAAGUUCCUAUGUAGGCAUUCAGAUCCAGGUUGUUUAAUGCCUUUUUUUAUUCCUACACCCCACAUAGGUACCUUUCACUAUAUCCAUCUCACAUCCCUUAGAUUACUUACAUACAGGACCUAAUGCAAUAUUAUCAAGUGCAGACUACUCUCUUUACUUCUAGCACACUACAAACUUAAGAACAGAGCCAUGCUGACUAGGAGCCUAAAAACCAAAUAUGCAAGACAAGCAUUAAACAGAACUGCUGGCUAACUCUCAUGAAGGCAAAUGCAGCUGCAAUUCUAGAUAUUCUUGAAGUAUUUAAUUUAGAUAACCAUUACAUAGAACUGGGGAACAAGCCCACCUAUCCCCAAUCUUCAGCUCCCGGAUAGCUUCAUGUGUCAGCUAUGUAGCACUAUAUAAUAUUAAUUGGCAUCCAGGAUAAAAUUAAUUCUUUUCAGUAUCACAAACAAAACUGUAUCCACUCAAACUGAUUAAUGGAACUGACCAUUUCCCUAUUACUGUGCUUCAGCAACAAGUCUUCUUGUUCAUGAGGAAUACAUUUCGGGUUCAUGAACAACAAGCCAAAGCUAAACAGUAGCAUUACGGAAUAACAGAAAGCUUCUCUAGGUCUCCAUAACAUUUCUAAUAUGAAAAGGAAAAUUAAUAAUGAUAGCUUAUUGAAUUAUCUACAUUCACUAGCAAAUUCCAUGCAAGCCAGCAGCACAAUGAAGUGGUUUAGCUCUGGGCCUAAGUCAUGCACAGACGGAUCUCUUGGCAGAGCUAAGACUGUUGCAGGCCUUCCUCUGUAUUAAUAUAUAUUACUCGGAAUUAGCUGCACUUUAUGCUAACAUAUGCAAAUAAAAAAGAGCAUUUCUGAACCUCACUGCAUUCCUAGAAGAGCACCUCAUGAAUAGCUGGUCCAGAGAAACAAAGCAGGCUGCAGUACCGCCUUUCCCUUACAGAGGUAUACAAAGACAACCAAAGAACACACAGACCAACAAAACUCAAGGGCAGCUUGAGCCUUUGUUUAAAGAGACCCUGCUGGAAAUGAAGGCAACGAAAUGCAUUGUUAGGAUUUAGCCCCACGAUAGGUGGCAGUGCAGGAAGUGGUCCUGGCACCCACAUUAGCUCUCCAGUAAGAGCUCUUCAGAGGCCAGAUCCUUCAAGCUGCUCUGAGAUGAAGUUUUAAGAAAGAUUUUCCUGAGGGCAAAAGGACUGGGCCCUCUUUUCCUACACUAGACAGCCCAUGGCUUACCUUGUUCUGAAACACAAGAUCCCAGAAGCUGCAUUUCCAGGAAAAAAAGGCAGCUACAGUUGACAGCAAGGAAGUAAGACUGGAUUCCCAGUGGUCACAAACACACUUGGUAUUAAGUCUGUGGCACACCCAAAGCCCACAACAAUGGAGAAAUGGAAGAAAUGUGUCACUGUGCCCAUCAGUGAGCUCACACACAAGAGACGGCUUUAAGUACCAUUUAAAACAGAUGAAUUCUCAGGAAGGACUGAUGCUAAUAAGACUCCAAUUGUAGCCAUAUUAUGAAAUCCACUCCAGCCUAGCAAUGAAGAAGAAACACUAAAUUCAUAGUGGUCAAACUUUUUUUUUCUUUUUUAUUUAAAAUAUCAUUAUAACCAAUUGACAUACUAGAUAACAAUGUAUACAUUCCAGUGGUGCACACAUAAUGACCUAUGGCAUGAAUGAGUAAAAAAACCACAAUGUUCUCAGUAAUGCCCCACCAACAGCUUAUUUGGAGGGAAUAAAGGAAAAGCAGGAAAAAGUAUCAAAUGUGGGAAGAAAAAAAAAAAGUACAGUUUUCCCCAGCAUUUUUAAUGGUGUAUCUUCCCCUUCAUAUUUCUUGGGACAAAAUAAGAAUAUACUUCAAAAGGGGCUAGAAGGAAUGAUCACAAUAAUUAGGGUUUUUUUCUCAACUUUAGUAAUAAAAGUUAAAGAACUCUCAAAAAUAGACUAGAUAUUGGGCCUACAAAAGUAAUUCAUCUGUAUGCAAAGCUUACCAAGAAUUAUUCCUUUUGUAAAAUGUAAAGGAUGAGCUGACAUUACUAGUAAGCUAUUUUUACCUACAAAACCAGACUACAAUAAUAAAAUCACCAAUUUACAGCUAGCACAAUAUUCUAGAUGUACAUUACUGUACACAAGCUAUAUGUUACACAUAUGACCAUCUUAUGUGAAAUCUAUAAGAAACAUACUUACUGAUAUUGUCUCAACAUUGGCCAAUAGGUUUAUUUUUCUAAAGGAAGUGUAUUUCUCUAUUCACAUUCAGUGUAGUUCCAAUAGCAUGGGUUAGCUUUGCUUACAUAAGAAACAUAGAAAGUUUGUGUGAGGUAGUUCAAGAAAACCUAGCUUAAUUUUUAACUGCAGAAGUAGAAACACAAUGUGAUCUGAUUCAUGACACAUUUCUGUAAUGCAGAGAUAUCUAAAGAGGAGAAGGGAGUGAAAGAGUUCAUUUAAAAUACCACUCUUAUCCAGUGCCCUUAACUAAGAAUAAAUUAAAUGAAAAUAUGGGUAGGCAGUAGAGUCUUCUCACAUUUCUUCAUUAAAACCCUCUUUCUAAUCCUACUGAAAAAUGCAGACAGUUCUGCCUCAGCUCCAGUCCUCAAACUAAAUAUGUAAAAACCAAAACAUUGACAGGAAAAUAAAAUGUAACAGCAUAGACAUGCUGCUGUCAACAGCAAAUAAAAAAAUGUAUCUAGAAACAGUAAUUCACUUCCUUUAGCAACUGGAAACAAUAAGACCAAGUGUAAGGUGAACAACCUUCUCUCGCCCCUUUCCCCUCUAAUCUUAAUUGAGAAACAGUUAAUGUCAUACACUUUGGAUCCCUGGCUGGAUAGGAACCAUCCUCCUUGUACAAGCUUUUAGAUCGUUUUCCUUUACACGGUGUUGAUAUGAAUGCCAUAUACACUAAAGCAGGGCAUUAUACUCAUGCAGAGGCCUGUCAAGGUGCUUAAUUUUUGCUCUCUAACCAAACAAACAGCCUGUGUUCCAUAAAACCAACCCACAUCAGUAACACCCUGCUCACUCACACACACAGGCAGCAGAGGGUGCCAGUGCCACAACCGCCUUGAAUAGAGCUCCCCCCCAUCUGAAUUACCAGUUGGGCUUAAACCACACCACCUCCCAGAACUCACACCUGCAGGUUGGCAGAGGGGGACUCACCAAUAACAAUUUAUGCUGAUCCUAUAUUUGUAUCGAGCUGGAAUUCCUAUCCAGAACAAUACUACUGCAUAUAGCAUAGUAAGGUUCUUCAAAACUAAAAACCCAAGCCGCAUAGCACCCACAUAGGGAAAAGUGCCACAUCUGUUCAGCUUAGCAGGAUGAAUACAGCAGAGGUGACCUGAUCAGUCAAGCUGGUCUUAAGGCUGUUCAGCUGAUGGGUACAGCUCUGGCAGUCCAGCUUCUCACACACAAAAGCCUCAAUCCUGACCCCAUAGUCCUGCAUCAACAAAAGACUUCACAGAGCAGAGGUGCAGCACAUGGUGGCAGCACUAAUUCCACCUCCUCCUUUAUUUCAAAUUCUUGGAAGAACCUGUUUCUUGAUAAAAUAGAGGAGCUAUUAUCCUUGAUGCCUGCCACAGCUCUGACCAGAGAAGGUGGAAAUUAAUCGAGUCUUGUCCAACUUUUAACCUCAUCUGACAUAAGAAAUCAAUCAGAUGGCUCACUGUAAUUCCAUCCCUACCAACUCCCAGUGGAUUGGAACAGCCCUAGAAGACGAAAGUUGCAUGCACUUUAGUGAAGCCUGUUGUCAUGAGGAGAUUUUGGAAUUACAGACUAAAAUAAAGCUUAAUAAUACUUUAAGAAUAAAAGUGUACAGUGUAUUAGUAUAUAAUCUAACAUCGUAAAACAGUAGACAAAGGCAGCUGAACUCGCUGCCCAUUUGUUUGCUAUCAGUGGCAGUGUACAACUAUUUUUGAAAUAAUUUUAUAUUUCAAUAAAUAAAAAGGGAAGUUAAAACUAGCAUGUUGUUGCGAUAAUUUGGUUACUGAAUCUGAAUUUACUAUCACUUUGAUUCAUCUAAAAUUCAAGCAACUGGGGGG
Strigops habroptila (Kakapo) is the source of this 8630-nucleotide messenger RNA. It is a transcript of the gene ARHGAP22, whose product is annotated as Rho GTPase activating protein 22. The transcript is spliced from 10 exons. Gene Ontology annotation, cellular component: focal adhesion. Gene Ontology annotation, biological process: signal transduction; activation of GTPase activity. Gene Ontology annotation, molecular function: GTPase activator activity. Bases 265 to 2430 code for a protein of 721 amino acids. The record is from RefSeq and is a predicted model, not a curated record. Lineage: Eukaryota; Metazoa; Chordata; Aves; Psittaciformes; Psittacidae.